AUGGUGACGGGUGGUGCGCAUGUGCAGCACCCUGGUCGAUAUUUGGUGACGUCAGUCGGAGUUAGGCCUCAGUCAGCCGUCGUCGGCCACAGUGCGAACAUGUGGUUGCAAUGUUUGGCUGCGACCCUGCUGAUCGCGGCGACAGCCUCCCGCGAGGUGUUUACCAACUCGUUCCUGGUCAGGUUCAAGAGAUCGCUGCGACACGACGAGGCACACGAUGUAGCGCUGCGCCACGGCUUUGACAACCUUGGACCGGUGUUGGGCUCUGAUACAGAAUGGCACUUCGCGCACCGGGGACUUCCUCACGCGCGCCCCCGUCGCUCCAUCGCACACUCGCGUCUACUCAAACAGCAUCCACUUGUUCACACGGCAGUGCAGCAGACGGGGUUUAAGAGGGUGAAAAGGGGUUUCCGCCCGCUGCGCUUACCUGAAACAGCUCCUGCAGCGGAACCCCGAGAUCCCUAUUUUCCUUUACAAUGGUACCUGAAAAAUACGGGCCAGAAUGGAGGCAAGCCCAAGUUGGACCUUAAUGUGGAGGCGGCGUGGUCACAGGGGUACACUGGAGUAAAUGUGACCACUGCCAUUAUGGAUGAUGGUGUGGACUACAUGCAUCCAGACUUGAAGUACAAUUAUAAUGCGGAAGCGUCGUACGAUUUUAGCAGUAACGACCCAUUUCCUUACCCGAGAUACACUGAUGAUUGGUUUAACAGUCACGGAACUCGUUGCGCUGGCGAGGUGGCGGCGGCUCGGGACAAUGGCGUAUGCGGUGUUGGUGUCGCUUACCACUCGAAAGUCGCUGGUAUUAGAAUGUUGGACCAACCCUACAUGACGGAUCUGAUUGAGGCAAACUCCAUGGGUCACGAGCCUCACAAGAUCCAUAUUUAUAGUGCAUCGUGGGGUCCUACCGACGACGGGAGGACUGUGGAUGGGCCUAGAAAUGCCACAAUGAGGGCUAUCGUGAGGGGAGUUAAUGAGGGUCGUAAUGGUCUGGGGAAUAUUUACGUGUGGGCCAGUGGCGAUGGUGGUGAGGAUGACGACUGUAACUGCGACGGGUAUGCCGCCUCCAUGUGGACUGUAUCCAUCAACAGCGCAAUCAAUGAUGGGCAGAAUGCACAUUACGACGAAUCCUGCUCAUCAACACUAGCGAGCACGUUCAGUAAUGGCGCUCGUGACCCGAGCACGGGUGUGGCUACCACGGACUUGUAUGGGAAGUGUACCGCAACGCACUCUGGGACAUCAGCAGCCGCGCCUGAAGCUGCCGGAGUGUUCGCUCUCGCUUUACAUGCAAACCCAAAUCUAACAUGGCGGGAUAUUCAACAUUUAACUGUACUUACUUCGAAAAGAAAUUCUUUGUAUGACGCAAAGGGUCGUUUCCAUUGGACUAUGAAUGGUGUGGGGCUGGAGUUCAACCAUUUGUUCGGUUUCGGAGUAUUAGACGCGGGUGCUAUGACAGCCCUCGCGGCCAACUGGCGUUCAGUGCCACCACGGUAUCAUUGCGAAGCUGGAUCUGUGAACACACACACUGAGAUUCCAUCAGAAGACAGCAUCAUCCUGAAGAUCGACACAACGGCGUGUUCAGGCUCACCCAGUGAGGUGCGCUAUUUGGAACACGUGCAGGCAGUGGUGAGCGCUAAUUCCACGCGUCGUGGUGACCUUGAGUUCUUCCUCACCAGCCCAAUGGGCACCAGGUCCAUGAUCCUAAGCCGCCGGGCGAAUGAUGACGACACGCGAGAUGGAUUCACCAAGUGGCCGUUUAUGACGACCCAUACGUGGGGGGAGUACCCUCAGGGGACUUGGACAUUGGAGGCUCGAUUCAACGGCGGGUCUGGGCCCAGCUCAUCAUCAGGCUGGCUACGAGGCUGGUCGCUGGUGUUACAUGGAACUCGAGCACCGCCGUACGCUCAACUACAGGCCCAAGACCCCCACUCCAAACUUGCUGUAGUCAAAAAGGCGCACGAAGACAACGCCCUCACUCACUAAACAUUAUACCCUAUUCCUCAAGAGAUACAGUUCAUUAUGGAACAAUAGGAGUAACUAACUUUAUCAAGUUACAAUGAAUGAACCACAGACAUGCAUAUAUAUUAGAUGUGCCAAUCCCUGAAUAAAUAGUGACUCAUGAAAAGUGCCACGAAAAUCAUAUGACGAUGACUGUGGUACUGUUCGUAUAUAGACCAUGUUGCCAUUUACCAUCAGGUGCGCCGUAAGACUAUAGCAGUUACAUAAAAUAAUCUAAAAAUAUUUGGAUUUCGGACAUAAGCAUCACUACAUUAUUCACACAGCAUCAUUUUUUCGAAAGGUGCCAAUAAAAUAGCUUCUGCAUGAUUACAGUAAGUAGAAAAAAUGUCGAUGAGCCGUCUACUUCUAUCUAUGUCUGUGGUAUUAUCCUUAGUCUUCGGCAAAAACCAUGCAUAACUUUCUAACCUGGAUAUCACAGUAUAUUUUUUUAUAACCACGAUAUUUCUAUGUCAAUACUAUUUUUAUCAACUGAUACUGAAAUUAAAAGGCAUAAUGCCUUACGGACCAAGGCAUUAUGCUUUUUAAUAGUAACUUAUUAGGGUUACCACGGGCGGUAAUAUAUAUUUUGUGAUAUCCAGGACGAUAUUCAUGUUUUUUUCCAUCAUGUGGGCAUUCCGGUUGAAUAAUAAAGGUUAGCUAUUACACUAUUUGCCACUCUCAAUAGUGUAAUAGAACGGAAAGAACUUUACCUUUUGAAAUAUUGUCUAUGGUGAGCUGAACCUCUCGUCCAAGAUUACCGUACACUCACACGAUAUGACUUCCAUCAUUAUUUAUUUUCAUUUUAUGAUAUAAUAUUAUUACCAUAAAUAAAGCAAACAUAUUGCAAAUAAAUUGUAUAUAAUAUUAUGGUAAUACUGGAUUAAAUCAUGAUAGAAAAGACAGGAUGACGGGUGGCAAUGAGUAUAUUGUUAUCCGUCAUACUAGUGAACUAAAGUCCUUAGUUUCUUUCCAUAUUUUCACGAUACGGCAACACUAUCGAACUUAUCUAAUAAUGAUGAAUUACAGUGACGAUGGCGAUAUCAUCAACUCAUCUGAUGAUUGAACAGAAAAGUAAAUUAAUAGAUUGUUUACCGUAGUAUAACCGAAAUGGUGAAGUCUUUGCAUUAUUUACCUUACAAGGCAUUGAGGUAUUAUGUACUACUAUAACUAGAGAAGCUAUAAAUAAACAUUACAUACUUAUCAUGGCGACGAAGAACGCGAAUUGAUAUAGAAUAAUAAAAGUGAAGGGACAUUUAUAUUUCUAGAAUUAUGUAUACGGUACCAAUAAUACCGGAGUAUAUUUUAUGUAAAGUUUAGUUUUUAUAAACAUACACUGUAUAGCGAGUGUCUAUCGAGCGAUUGAGUGAAGUGCAGCGAUAUUACAUUGGAGGCAAUCUAGUCUUCUCUAUUACGCUAGUACCAACAUAAUGCCUCAACGUUAUAAAGUGGAAGUUAAAUCAUUGUAUGAAUGUACUCUCUAAAACGGUGAAAUGGGAAGUUAGGCAAUGUCGCCAUACUAAACCUUUGCAUUAAUUUAAUCUGGCGACAUCUGUUUUGUGUAAAGUGGACCUAGAAAGAACUGAACGUGUCUCUAAUAUACUUUGUAUGCUGCUAAUUGUGUUAUUAGGAUAACACUAGCAUAGACACUGUAAUGAUAUGAUACUCCUAAUUACACUGAGACGAUUUUGAUCAGACAUGGGCAAUGAUUUUUAGGUUCAUAAUGAAAUGAGCAUGUUAGAUAGAGCCGCAGUUUUCUUGUACAUUGCAUUAAUUGUACAAUAAUUGUUUUCCAUUUUAUAUACUAUAUAUACUCGUAAUACAAUAUAUAUUUUUGAACUUUGUUUAUUUUUACUCAAUUAGAUGCUUAACAGCUUUCUACGCGCUAUCUAGCGUACUAAUAUAUCAAUGACUUAUCUAAUAUUUAUUUAGAAUAUAUGCAAAAAUAUUUUGAUAUAUAGAUUACUUCCAAUGCUAUUGUAAUCUCUAAUUAUGUUAACUUUGAUACAUAUUAAAAAUAAAGAAAAAUCUUGUGAAUUACUUACUAUUAUAGUUACAUAAAUAAAAAAAUAUAUCUUUCAAUAUAGCUAAUUGUGAAUUGCUGGUUGGGCAACUUCACAUUGUUACUAUAUUAUUUUCAUAUAAAAUGAGAGACAUUUUUUAUAUCAAAAUGUUCGAGUUCUGAGUACAGUCGACAACAAAAGUGUUCACCAGUUUCGUGGAAAGAUAUAAUUGAGAAUGAGUAUAAUUGUGAACACGAAUGAAAAUGUUUAUUACUAUAAGCGUGGAAGAGACAUAAAAAUAAUAUGGAGAAGGCAAAGAUGUAUCUUUAAUAAAACACAAUUUGAGAUCGGAGAUAAUCUUAUCCUUUUUCCGUAGUAUUUUAAUGUAGGUCGAGUCGUUAUCACAAAAUGCAAUGCACUAUUUCAAUCAAUACUAAUUUCUUAUCGGCUUUCUUUAAUUGAUGUAAAAUAGUGUAUUGUAUACGUGAUGGAUGAAUUAGGAAAUGAAAUGGGAACUUAUAUUUUUAGAAACAUCUUUUAACAUUUAUCUUCUACUUACUUCCUUCUUUUGUGAAAUUUAUCCUAGCAUAUUUUUAAUGAUAAAGCAUUAUUGAUUUUUUU
Molecule: messenger RNA, 4616 nt
Organism: Achroia grisella
Lineage: Eukaryota; Metazoa; Arthropoda; Insecta; Lepidoptera; Pyralidae
Gene: amon
Product: neuroendocrine convertase 2
Exons: 14
Coding region: 1-1980 (659 amino acids)
Biological process (GO): protein processing
Cellular component (GO): Golgi membrane; trans-Golgi network
Molecular function (GO): serine-type endopeptidase activity
Source: RefSeq, a predicted model, not a curated record